ACUAUGUAUCUCCGCAGGGCUGUUGGGAAGACUCUGACUUUACCCCUGAGGACCUCUCCUUCCAGCCCCCCACUGCUCUGGAAGCACGCAUCCCUUCGACAGAUGUCAUCUAAGAGAGUCCCUGGAUUAGCUGGGUCAAACAUGAUAUAUUAUCUCUUUGUUGGUGUCACUUUUAGUGCUGGUGGCUAUUAUGCUUACCGGACAUUCACAUCAGACCAGUCUCGGUACACAGAACGUAUCAAUAACAUGCAAGUGAAAAGUACCAUGAGGGAAUCACCAGAGAUGCUACAACAUCCAGAUGAGGAAGUAAAGCCCACAGAAACCAAUGAAGGCUGUUCAGAAGCCCCUAAUGACGCUCCUCCUUUGGAGGCUGGUUUGGCAACAGCUGAAGAAAUUCCAGAUGUGGAAGAUGAAGCCCCAGAGGAGACUUCUGCAGUCAGUGUCGAAGCUGGCUCAGAAGAGACUCCGGCAGUCAGCGUUGGAGCUGGUCCAGAGGAGACUCCGGUAGUCAGUGUCGAAGCUCAUCUAGAGAUCAGUGAAGUUGCUAUGGUCGGUGUAGAAUCAGGGCCAGAGGGCACAGAUGCAGCUGUGCCAGAGGCAGCUGAGGCCAGCAACACAGCUCCUAAGCCCGAGGAAGCCUCAACUGUAGAUACUGAACUGGAGGAAGACAAGAAAUCUCCCCCAGAAGCUGAAACCUGUACAGAGGCUGAGUUACAGGAAGAAGCCCCUCCCCAGGCCUGAAGCUACCUUAGCCCACUGGCUAGGUGGUGAAGUGGAGAGGGUACAGGUUCUGGAGCCAAGAAGAUUCAUCUUCCUGAGUUCAAAUCUGGCCUCAGACACUUACUACAGUGUGACCCUGGGCAAGUCAC
Molecule: messenger RNA, 869 nt
Organism: Vombatus ursinus (common wombat)
Lineage: Eukaryota; Metazoa; Chordata; Mammalia; Diprotodontia; Vombatidae
Gene: MGARP
Product: mitochondria localized glutamic acid rich protein
Exons: 5
Coding region: 4-741 (245 amino acids)
Biological process (GO): anterograde axonal transport
Cellular component (GO): mitochondrion; mitochondrial outer membrane
Source: RefSeq, a predicted model, not a curated record